UCGGCAAAUUUUACUUUAUUACGGCAAAUCUCUAUUUCUCCAGACGUCGCUAAAAUUAAAAGUGUUAAAUAUCUAAGAAAAAGCUAUAAACAAUGGCUUACGAUUUAAAGAAAGAAUCCGAUGUCAAGGAGUACUUAGAUAAAUUGGGCGUCGAAUAUCGUUUUGGCUGUUAUUCGGAGAAGAAACCAGAGGUUUGUCAUCUCUUGGGCGAUUAUUUGGAGGGCAUAAAGAAGGACUUUGAAAAGGCGGCGAAAGUAUACAAAUCUACAUGUGACGAUUACGGUUAUGCGAAGUCCUGUUUCAAAUUCGGUAAUUACAGCUUCUUGGGUAAAGGCAAAAGCGGGAGCAAGGGUGAUCCGCGUAGUGCGUACACAUACUAUGAGAAAGGCUGUGAACUCAACGAUCCCGAUGCAUGUUUGCAUACAGGAUUGCUAUUGGUGUCGCGUUCCAUGCACAAAGAAAUCGACCGUAAUGUGCCCAAGGGCAUCGAAUACUUGUCGAAGAGCUGCGACAUGAAUAAUGCCACCGCCUGCUUCUACCUCUCUGGCAUGCAUAUUUCCGGCGUGCAAAAGAAACCGGAAGCGUCAACACAGGUUAGCACUACGGAUAUCAAAAAAGUCUCACCGAAAGACAGUGACUACAUUUUACAAAAGGAUAUGAAGAAGGCAUUCGAAUUUGCCUAUAAAGCUUGUGAACUACGUAAUAUGUACGCAUGCGCAAAUCUGAGCCAGAUGUAUGCGCGUGGCGAUGGCAUUGAAAAGAAUGAAAAGGAGGCGGAGAAAUAUAAGAAAAUGGCUCUGGAAAUGCAGGAUGAAGUGAAAAAACAACAACAGACGCUAGAGUUCCAACAGGGCAUGAAAAUGCCGAACUGAGCAAGUAGAAGAAGAAGCGAAGUAUGGAGUUAGUGGCGCUGGCAUAAAUUGUAACAAUUUAAAGCGCAACUAAGGGCUCCAAAAAAUAUAAAGACGUAAGCGGCUGCAAUAUUAAAAACACAAAAUUUGUUUUUAUUAAAACAAAAAUCAAUUUUUUUUGUAUGCAUAACAAGUUGCGUGAAUGUUCGCUUAAAAAGGAACAUAGUUUUUCGUUAAAUUUGAAAAAUUACUUGUAAGUAGUCGGUAAAUUAGUUAGACGCCAUGGCAGAAAAAUAAUAUUCAAGAGAGACUAACUGCUUGCUUUUUGAUAUUUUCUAAUGUUGCUUUUUAAGCAAAUUUAAUUGUUUAAGUUAAAGUUAAUUUAAUGUUCUUGUGCAUGUUAAUUGAAAAAGAAGGAAUAUGAAAAGCAAACGAAAAUUUAACGACGCAAGUGGAAAGCGGAGAAUGUACAUGGAAAGGAUUGACUAAUUUUUAGGUUAUAAUAAAUGAGUACAGUUAACUUUGUAACUUAUUUAAAUUUUUAAACAAAUG
Molecule: messenger RNA, 1403 nt
Organism: Bactrocera tryoni
Lineage: Eukaryota; Metazoa; Arthropoda; Insecta; Diptera; Tephritidae
Gene: Coa7
Product: cytochrome c oxidase assembly factor 7 homolog
Exons: 3
Coding region: 93-872 (259 amino acids)
Cellular component (GO): mitochondrial intermembrane space
Molecular function (GO): protein binding
Source: RefSeq, a predicted model, not a curated record